UGCCCGCGAAGGAACUGCGCAGGCAACCAGCCGUUUUAUGACAGCAAUUGCUACACUAGUUUGUAAAGAUAAAACGGCCAACUAAUAUACCAAAUGGUUUCUUCAGCUGCACAAAUAAUUCACUCUUCCUCAAAAUACCGAACAGUUGGCAGCAACAUUAAUUCUGUAGCUAACUAGCUACUACCACGUUCUAACUAAUUUGUUGCACGAUUUCAUUAUUUAUCGGAAUGUCGGACACUCUAGGGGACGGAAAGUUGGAGCUGAAACAAGCCAGCAAAGAAGUAAAGGAGAGCGAGAACGUGGCGGAAAAAUACUCAGCCAUGACAGUGAGCAAGAACAGCGAAAUUGUCAUGGGUGAACUGUCAGUGUCGUCCGCUGCGUUUAGUGCGGUCCCUACUCACAAACCUGUCAAAAAGCAAAUCCAGUUUGUGGAAGACAAGCAAGAGUUCAGCAAGUUUCCUACCAAGGCAGGACGACGCUCCCUGUCUCGAUCGAUCUCUCAGUCAUCCACCGACAGCUACAGUUCAGCUGCGUCCUACACGGACAGCUCUGACGAUGAAACUUCACCACGGGACAAAAUACAGGUCAAUUCCAAGGGCACCAACGACUUCUGUGUGAAGAACAUCAAACAUGCCGAAUUUGGUCGCCGCGAGAUUGAGAUUGCAGAACAAGAUAUGUCAGCAUUAAUCUCGCUCAGGAAGAGAGCCCAGGGAGAGAAGCCACUUGCUGGGGCUAAAAUCGUUGGCUGCACUCACAUCACUGCCCAGACUGCAGUGUUGAUUGAGACUCUGGUGGCACUGGGGGCCCAGUGUCGCUGGACAGCCUGUAACAUCUACUCCACACAGAACGAGGUGGCAGCUGCCCUCUCAGAGAUCGGUGUGGCUGUUUUUGCCUGGAAGGGGGAAUCGGAGGAUGACUUCUGGUGGUGUAUCAACAAGUGCAUCAACAUGGAGGGGUGGCAGCCUAACAUGAUCCUUGAUGACGGAGGGGACUUGACUCACUGGGUGUAUAAGAAAUACCCCAACGGCUUCAAGAAGAUCAGGGGCAUUGUGGAGGAGAGUGUGACUGGGGUCCACAGGUUGUACCAGCUGUCCAAAGCAGGCAAGCUGUGUGUGCCAGCCAUGAAUGUAAAUGACUCUGUGACAAAGCAGAAGUUUGACAACCUCUACUGCUGCAGAGAGUCUAUCUUGGAUGGCCUGAAGAGGACCACAGAUGUGAUGUUUGGAGGAAAGCAGGUGGUUGUCUGUGGUUAUGGCGAGGUUGGGAAAGGUUGCACUGCCGCACUGAAAGCCAUGGGAUCCAUCGUCUACGUCACAGAGAUUGAUCCCAUUUGCUCCCUGCAGGCCUGCAUGGAUGGCUUCAGGGUGGUCAAGCUUAAUGAGGUCAUCCGUCAGGUGGACAUCAUCAUCACAUGCACUGGGAAUAAGAACGUGGUGACCAGGGACCAGCUGGACCGUAUGAAGAACGGCUCCAUCGUGUGCAACAUGGGACACUCCAACACUGAGAUUGACGUGGCAAGCCUGCGUACCCCAGAGCUGACCUGGGAGAGAGUGCGCUCUCAGGUGGACCAUGUCAUCUGGCCUGAUGGCAAGAGGGUCAUCCUGCUGGCUGAGGGUCGUCUUCUGAACCUCAGCUGUUCCACAGUUCCUACCUUCGUCCUGUCAAUCACUGCCACGACCCAGGCUCUGGCUCUUAUUGAGCUGUACAAUGCUCCAGAGGGCCGCUACAAACAGGAUGUCUACUUGCUUCCCAAGAAGAUGGAUGAGUAUGUUGCCAGCCUGCACCUGCCCACCUUUGAUGCCCACCUAACGGAGCUCUCAGAUGAGCAGGCCAAAUACCUGGGCCUCAACAAGAAUGGCCCAUUCAAACCCAACUACUACAGGUACACAUCUCCCUGCUAACAUCCCUUUAAAUGUCACCAAAAUAUCAGAUUUAUGUCAGAUUUAUCUUCAUUUUUGCAUUUCAUCCCCACAGCCACAACACAACAACAUCAUCCCCCACAGCCACAACAAAUGUUCUUAUUGGUACAAUCAAGUUAAGUCAAGGUUUUUAUAACUUUAGUACAUACAUUUGACUAAUAUUUUUAUUUUUGGUAUUCAUAGGUAUUAGCUUGCAUGAACAGACCACAACUCUGCACUCCUUGACUUGGACAAGGCCUGGAUAAGAUAAUGAAAUAUAUAUAUAUAUAUAUAAGCUCCUAUUCCUUCAUCUUCUACAGUAGGUGUUACCCUGUUUCACUUGCUGUUUUGUGUGUUUAGUUCCACCAUUAGUUCUGUAAAUACACACUCUAACAAACCAACAUACAGGACCCCGCUGGCCAUCAAUGACCAAUUGAAAGUACAGCACCUAAACUCAGCUAUUUAUAUUUAUUUAUAUACACGUCUGAUUUCAUUCCCACUCUCCAGUAGAAUAGACAUUUUUCUGAUGUGUUAUUUGUAGUUUGAUAGAUCUUUAUUAUUGUGCCAAUUGAUUGUGUAGGGAAGGGGAUUCUUGUAAUUGAGAUGUAUAUUUUCUGUCUGCAUUGAUGUCGCUCUUCUCAAAUAAUUACAUUCCAGCCAAGGGAACAGGGAGAAAUGGCCUCCACACUAGAAAGACUCAACCUCAAUGUCCCAUUGAAAUGCAUUGUCACAUUUCCUACUGGACCAUGUGUAUACCCAUAUAGAUGUUUACUACCAGCUUGUCAUUUUACUGAUCUCUAUCUCUCUUCCUCUGAAACAGAACUGAUGUUUUAUUGAAAAUAUGAGUACCUGUACUGACUUUACUGUAUUGGGGCGGCAGGUAGCCUAGUGGUUAGAGCGUUGGGCCAGUAACCGAACAGUUGAUAGAUUGAAUCCCCGAGCUGACAAGGUAAAAAUCUGUCGUUCUGCCCCUGAACAAGGCAGUUAACCCACUGUUCCUAGGCUGUCAUUGUAAAUAUGAACUUGUUCUUAACUGGCUUGCCUAGUUAAAUAAAGGUUAAUUAAAAAUGUUUUUUUUUUUAAAUAGACUAAAGGGCAGACAUAUAGUAUAUGAUUUUCUUUGAAUAGUACAUGUGUGCAUGUACAGUACAGAAAUGCAAUUAUCUUCACUAACAACAUUUCUAAGUGUAAGAUACAGAAAGGUAUGUGCAACCAGAAGAGUGACUAUCCAAUCUGGCACUGGUUUUGAUUGAGUCUCACAUGGUAAUAUGGUAAUAACACUGGAAUGUUUUGCAUUGUAGGAGUCUUAUCAGACUUACAAGGACAAUAGUGCAUUGCUAUUUCUCCAUUCCUGGUCUAAACAAUGUGGAAUUAAGUUUAUUGAAGUUUAUUAAAUACAGUAGUUGGCUGAUUUUAGUAUUGUUAUUACUAGUAGUAACAAGUAUCCCUGUUUGUGUGACGUGAAUCUGUUUUUCACUUAACGUUCCUGAUCACCAUGUUGUCCUUCUGUCUGUUCUCUGCAUCCAUACUUGCCUGUUUUCAUGUCACCAUCACAUUGAAAGGUCUACUCCAUAAGGAGAGUUGUUAUUCAGUUGAGUAAUGUUGUUUUUUAGUUCCACCUGCCGAUGGAUAUUACACAGGGUAAAUAAUCUGUAUGUAUUACCGGUGCAUUUAAAAUGACAUCCACUGUCACUCUGGUCUGGUAACAUGGGACACUGAGUCUGUUGAAUAUAGACCACAUCUGUGUGUACAAUUUUCAGUGUUCUGUCCUUCCAUUUUAGCUGUGUGAAACAACAGAUACUGUUUUAUUUGUAUAUAUAUUAGGUGAUCCAACUGUGAGAUAAAGCGCUUUCUUCUUUGCACUACUUAAAGCUGUUGAGCAUUACAACCAAGGACAUGCGUGAGAAGGACAUUGUUGGAGGGGUAUUGGCGUCGUAACUUUGGUUACUGGUCAAGUGACAGUGCCUUGUGACCUAUCUGCUACUGCACAUAUUCAUCAGUUGUAGGAUUAUGUCUGUCCACUCUAUUCCUCUUUGAAAGCUGUCCAACAGUGUUCUGAUUCUGCAGUAUAAUCACUAUGCACCAAGAUGUGCAUCACUGUAGUGGUCUCAUAUAAAUAUUUGUACUUAUUGGGGGUACCCAAACUGUUUAAUGUGUCAGCAUUUAGUUACUUCCAUUGUAAGAGAACAUAGUAGUUUGAAUUUACCUGUUUUGGACUGUUUUUGAGUUACAGUAAAUCUUUAUUUCUUCCCUUGGGUAUUGUCUGUAUAGCACUACCAAAAGCAUGCCAUGAAGUAAAACCAGAAUGCCUUUACAUGCACUGUGUUGUUUACAAGGCCUCUGAAUUCAAAUUCUGUUUUAGUUAAUUGAAUCUCCCAUACUUUAGAUUUGUUUAUACUGUCAGAACCAUAACGACUAGCAGGAUGUCGUAAUAACUGACAAAUAUAGUCAGUUUAUCAAACCCUGUCUAGCAGUUAAGUGUUAUCUGACCAGCUCACAAGUCCAGGGUCAUUUGGAUGUUGUAUGCAACAGUGUUCUGCAAUUUGGGCUAAUUAAGUGACUGUCGGUGACUGAUGCACACUACCAAAUUUCGAAAUUGCACCUUGUGUAUUCUACUAUUCCAACUAUCAAAAAUAAGUUGAGACCCCGACUGAAUUCCUCAAAUGUAUUUAUUUAUUUUUUGGGUGAAAUUGAUCCGCAGGCCUACAAAAGGGGGGCCGUGGGGCGCCAGUGCACAUCCCUGAUGUAAAGCAAGGAGCACUGUGAUGUACAUGAUGCGAGAAUCAUUUAUGUAUCUCUGGUUGUGACAAAACUACCUUUUUUUAUUUGAGCUUUGCAAAUUAAAUUAUAUUGUUAAAUUAUACAGCACUAUGUAUUAUUUUUCUGUGUAUUAUCUGAGUGGUUGAUGUAUAGUCUGGCUGAGUCAACUCAAGUUGUUUUACUUUAAUCUGACUGAUCUCUGAUGCUGCUAUUUGUUUUUCUGCUUUCUGUUGGUUGAUGUGUACCGAUCCCUUUAAUAAACUUUUCAGUGUUUGAAAUAAAACCUGCUAGUGCA
Molecule: messenger RNA, 4953 nt
Organism: Oncorhynchus masou masou (cherry salmon)
Lineage: Eukaryota; Metazoa; Chordata; Actinopteri; Salmoniformes; Salmonidae
Product: S-adenosylhomocysteine hydrolase-like protein 1
Exons: 16
Coding region: 228-1901 (557 amino acids)
Biological process (GO): L-methionine cycle
Cellular component (GO): cytosol
Source: RefSeq, a predicted model, not a curated record